Messenger RNA from Chelmon rostratus (copperband butterflyfish), 4160 nucleotides. RefSeq names its product Nedd4 family interacting protein 2 (gene ndfip2). NCBI's taxonomy places the organism in Eukaryota, Metazoa, Chordata, Actinopteri, Chaetodontiformes, Chaetodontidae. The transcript is spliced from 8 exons. Gene Ontology annotation, cellular component: perinuclear region of cytoplasm; endoplasmic reticulum; Golgi apparatus. Bases 197 to 985 code for a protein of 262 amino acids. The record is from RefSeq and is a predicted model, not a curated record. Gene Ontology annotation, molecular function: WW domain binding. Gene Ontology annotation, biological process: positive regulation of protein ubiquitination; vacuolar transport; ubiquitin-dependent protein catabolic process.
GUCAACGUUUUACCAAGAACGGUACAUUUCUCAGCGAGAACGCUCGGAGUGCAGCCAUUUCUUUCAUCGGUCACAGUUAUUUAGCGUUGUUCGAGAGAAGUAUCUCCUGUCCGUAACACACACGUCGGAGUAACAGCAAGUUAGAUUUCCUCGUCGUUUUCUCGGCUGGCUUGCCUGCCAGCUGAAUCUCGUCGAAAUGGACCCAGCAAGCCGAUACCAAGUGCUGCACAAUGAGGAUGACUCUUCCGAGGCCUCGACCAGCGAGCAGCAGCCGUGCACUUCUGCCACGGCCCAGGCUGGCACAUCCGGCCAGGACCAGAGCCAGGCCCAGGCCCAGGCCCAGGCCAGCCCGGCGCCUGCCGCCGCAGCAGCAGCAGGGGAGGCAUCAGGAUCGAGGACUCCGGGGGAGGCGGAGGCACCUCCACCUCCUUACGCCUCCAUUGACCUGGGGGCAACCGCUGCAGCACCUGAGACCAGUUUCCGAGGAGACUUCCCAGUGCCUCCGCCCUACAGCGUCGCCACCUCGCUGCCCACAUAUGACGAAGCGGAGAAGGCCAAAGCGGCCGCCAUGGCUGCCUCCACUGUGGAGGUGAUGCCGCGGGAUGACGAAUUCCCUCCCAGAGACGAUUUCAGUGACGCUGAUCAGCUUCGCGUGGGGAACGAUGGAAUCUUCAUGUUGGCCUUUUUCAUGGCCUUCCUCUUCAACUGGAUCGGGUUCUGCCUGUCCUUCUGUCUGACCAACACCAUCGCAGGGCGGUACGGAGCCAUCUGCGGCUUCGGCCUCUCCCUCAUCAAGUGGAUUCUUAUCGUCAGGUUCUCGGACUACUUCACUGGCUACUUUAACGGUCAGUACUGGCUCUGGUGGAUCUUCCUGUUGCUCGGUCUCCUGCUCUUCUUCAGGGGUUUCGUUAACUACCUAAAAGUCCGCAACAUGUCAGAGAAUAUGGCCACCUCUCAUAGAACACGCCUCUUCUUCCUCUACUAAACGGUUCCCACAUCAUCACCACACCUUUCCAAUGUGAACUUCCUUCCCUCCCCCUCGAAUGACCUGACCGAGGAGCCUUGCAGUGAAAAGAGGAGACGGGGAAGGAAUGAAGGAAAGAAGUAGGGAGAAAGUGUUACCAGUCUCAUUAAAAGCAUAACACGACUCGCUCUGAAGCCUCUACUUCUGAACCGAGCUGAAAAACAAGUCUUUGAUGAUCAGAUCUCUUCCCUGGCUUUGUUUUUGUUUUCCACUUUCUUUUGAUUCGAAGCUCUUUACUGCUCUAGGAUCUUGUGAACCCCCCCGUCCCACGCAUGUGUCAUGUCUCUGAAUAGUGGGAGUGCUUUUAAGAUGCGUGACCUUCGUUACCUGAGGCACAUUCAGCAAACCCUCGCUACAAAUUGGGCUGCUGCAAAUUGAGAUGUCCAAUAUUUUAGGAGUCACAGAAACACUAAAUGAAAGCACAAUGAAACAAUGUCUUAAAUAUAGUUAGCGCAUAUAAACACAAGGCAAACAAGUUCCUCAUUUUGCUUUCCUUGUGUUAACUAACAGCAGUGUUUUCAGCUAAUGGCUGAAUGAAAACCUCUGUUUGGGAUCUUAACAUGGAAAACAUGUCGGAAGGUGAAACUCAUUCAGAUUCCCCCUCCGACUUCGCCCCUUUGUCUCCGACUUUUUGCCAUAAAAUAGCAGGUUAGCGUUUCAACCAGUGCGUUUGUGGUUCACAACGUAUCUCCAGCAAUCUUAGCACCAGUUUUGCCAUUCCACCUAUUUAAGGUCAGGGCGUUUUGAAUAAGUCUUAGUGUAAUGUAGCAUUUUCACACCCUCGAUAAUGUGAGGCGACGCCAAAUUCCAUCCAAGAACGUCUCGGCCUCCGCGCUCGUAAAGAAAUGAUGGAAGAUUUUCGUCUUAAUUACUCAAACGUGCACCAGAAACUUGCAUUCAUCAGUUUACAUAUCACAGACCCUGAUGCAUUUAGCGUUUUUAAACCAAACUCCUGUCGACCUUUGGGGAUUGGGAUAACAGACCAGAAGCAUUUCCAAAAUCAGUUUCAGACGGAAGAAACAGCCAGGCGGUCGAUGAAAGUCGGUAAAAUGUGCGCCAUUUACGUGAAAACAAAACGUGAUCUGAAAUGGAUGUAUGUGCGUCUGCCGCUUUUCCUUUCUUAGCCUUUUAACUGUCAUGCUGACCUGACCUAUGCAGUAAAAAUGUUCAUCGAUCGGGACAUUUUUUUUAGAAGAGGAGGGCUACAUUUACCGCUGCACCGGUUGGCAUUUUCUUCGUUUGAAUCGAAGCAAAAGGAACAGAAAGAUUCAGAUUCGCCGGCCCAAACCAAAACCUCUGUUCUCUGUUCUUAACCACAUUUUCCAGUCAGAUCUCCUCAUUCGCCGUUUCUUCUCCAGCUCCACACUGAUCGCCAAAUAUGUCUGGAAGCUAAUCUGUAGGCUUCUCGGAUAAAUCAGUGUUUUUAGGCCACAUUCGGAGGAACGAGGCCCACAGGCAGGGAGGUGAGCCCCGCAUGCGUCUCCCGCUCCGGUGCUGUGGAAGUGCAGCUGUUAAUUAGCAGUGCAGCAACCGUGUUCCAGGCUUUGGAAUGAAAGUAUGCAAUUUAGUUCUUUUUAAUGAGCUGCAGUGAAGUGCUGUGAUGUCGUUGAAUAGUUGAGUCAUCAGACAUUGAAGUCAGGUUCGGUCCAGAGUGAGGCUGUUGUUUCGUCUUGGAUUGGAGGGAUCACAGAAAACAGCAAGUUAAAUGUGUGUGUGUGUGUGUGUGUGCGUGUGUACGCACUUGCCAACAAAAUCUUUUGGAUUCGCAGGAAAUCAGAACGCAAUGCAAUAAAACCAAGUGGAAUGUGACUGGUUCUGCAUGUUGUGCAUGAUGUAGAGAAACCCAACACAUGGAUCUCUGUCUGGGUUUUAUGAUUUCAAUUAGACUCAAAUUUUUGUUCUCAUGGAGCGAGAAAGCUUGUGCCCAAUCCCAGUGUCCCUCAACCCUCACGGACUUAUUUGAUAUCACUUGUCAGCGCUUGAGCGUGAGAGACCGUGAGGCCCCGAAUCGGUAUAACUAGCACAACAGCGCUCUGUUAGCUUGUGGUGAACGUUCACAAAAGGAUGACACACACACAGUCAGGUUAACGAUAGCAGCACGCACACAUCAAAUUAAAUGACACAAGGUGCAUAUGAAGACCAUAAAAUGAAAAUGUUUAAAGACAAUUGCAUAGAAAUAAAUAAAAAAACAUGAGUACACAUUUACACAAAUGGAAGCAUAUUCACUGUGGGUUUUCACCCUCGGCCCGCGAGGCCUCGCGUGUGGACAUUGGGAUUGGGCUGCAGCGUAGCUCCUAUUGGGGAGGUGGCUUCUGUGUGGAGGAAACACCUUUUCUCACGUGACAGUCCACGAUGGCGUCGUGUGUGUGUGUGUGUGUGUGGGGGGGGGGUGCUGUCCAGAGUGAAUGAGUCGUCUGUGAGCUUGUGCGCCAUGAGAAUGGAGCCUGACGGGACAAAGAAAAAAGAAAAACAACCUGCUUUUUGAUCAUUUUUGUCAUCCAGAAAAUGAAAUGUAUAUACCAGCUUAUGCCAAUUCAUAAUAUUUGCACUUUGAAGAACUUCUGUACAGUAUGAUUUGUGAAUCUGCUUAACUUGGUGUGGUGGGUAGAGACAAGAAAAGAAAAAAAAAAAAAAAAGCCAUCCAAGUUUUGAACUGGAAUUCUUAAUCAUCCCAAAUGGAUCAUUUGCCUUUUGCACUUUUUAUUUUUCAAAAUGAUAGUAUUGUUAUUGUGUGUCAUUGCUUUUAGCCUGAACUGUGACAGCUAAAGUAUUGCCCAUAUUUUUUUAAGCUUUCUUUUUUCUCUCUCUCUCUUUUGGACUCUGGUCACAUCCCACUAAAGCCUCUUUCAGCAAUAUCCAGAUCUUUCAACAAAUUAAAACUCUGCUGCAUGAUUUGUCCACCUCAACAAGUGGGGUAAUAUUAGGAUUAAUCUAGUACAAAUACAUUUCUUUGUUUGUAAAUAAAUGAAGAGAAAAAUGACACGGCAGCCAUACUACUUUUUUUUUUUUUUCCUUUUUGUCCAAGAUAAACUUGUAACAUCUUCUCAAACAGUUGUUAUAUUAUCGGAACUGGAAUUAAAUUGACAGAUGAUGUCUUGCAAAAAUGCCAAUAAAGUUCAAAAGCCUGCCAGUAAAA